Molecule: messenger RNA, 1491 nt
Organism: Liolophura sinensis
Lineage: Eukaryota; Metazoa; Mollusca; Polyplacophora; Chitonida; Chitonidae
Product: nuclear inhibitor of protein phosphatase 1-like
Exons: 7
Coding region: 11-1027 (338 amino acids)
Molecular function (GO): protein binding
Source: RefSeq, a predicted model, not a curated record
CAAAACAGACAUGUCUCAACCGCUUGUUAAUAAUUUUGAGAUUCCCUCGUGGGCUGGGAAACCCCCAGCAGGUCUUCAUUUAGAUGUGCUCAAGGAUGGCAAAAUGAUUCAGAAAUUGAUGAUUGACGAGAAAAAAUGUUACUUCUUCGGCCGCAACAAAAUCAUGUGUGACUUUGUGAUUGAUCACGCAUCCUGUUCACGUGUUCACGCAGCAUUAGUGUGGCAUAAACACCUGUCAAGACCAUUCAUCAUAGACCUGGGCAGCACUCACGGCACUCACAUUGGUCACAUCCGAUUGGAAAGUCGUAAACCUCAGCAGGUCCCCAUUGACAGUGAAAUACAUUUUGGUGCAUCCACGCGCAUUUACAUCAUCCGUGAGCGACCUCAGUCUCUCUCUGGUUCACUUGCUGAAGAGAAGGAGAGGAAAGGCGAAGAGAUCGACCGCAAGCUGUUGGGCUUACCCGAUACAGAACCAGAACUUGAUAAUCUGACAGAGUUUAACACAGCACACAAUCGUAGAGUUGCCUCCCUUGUGGAGCUGGCAGACGUCUCAACGCCAGGUCCACUGAAGAGAAAACGGAGAAAUAGUCACGUGUCGUUUAACGAUGAGGAGGAGGUGAUUAAUCCAGAGGAUAUUGACCCAUCCAUUGGUCGCUUCAGAAAUCUUGUUCAGACAACAGUUAUUCCUACAAAGAGGCCGAAAAUAGAACAUGGUAUUCCCUCAGCUUCCAUGACGGACAAUAUUACCAAAAGACUGCAAAGUUUUUCUUACGCACAAGGUUUAUAUGGGGACCUACCCACAGCAGCAGGCACCAACCCUGUCCCGGCCCACAGUAUCGCCUCCAAACUGGGCCUCCCUGUGCCCAAUCUAGCCCCCAGUCUGGAAGAGGAGACGGUGAUCCCGACAGCCAAUCAAAACAUACCGGUCAGGUUCACAGUGGAAGAGGGUCAACGGGAGCCCAAGAAAAAGAAAUAUGCCAAAGAAGCCUGGCCAGGAAAGAAACCCACUCCAUCGUUCUUGGUGUGAAUUUUUUCAGAGCCCUGUUGUUUUAUUAUCAUUGACUGUGCAAGAAGCGUAUUCGUCAUUGUCACUUACAGUGCAUUUUGAAAACCAGGUACUCAGACAGACACAAUCCAAGCUGAUCCAAGCAUUUUCCAGUGACAUGAACUAUAGAUUUGUAACGUACUGUCAUGGACUCAGUACAUGCUCUUGUCAGCUGUUUUAUCAUUGCUGAUUCUGCUUCACCUCCGUAUGUGUCUCCUUUCGUUUGUGAAUCUUUGUUGUGGAACAAUUUGCAUGUUGGCAUGUCAAUAUUAUUUUAUGGAAGUAUCAUUAUCCAUCAUUCAUAUCAUCAAGUCACAAUAUUUUUACCUAAAAUUUGCCGAAAACGUUGGGAACUUCGACUGGUUUGUAGCGUACCUUGUUAACUGGGUGGUAAGGGACCCUGCUCACUGGGUGGUAGGAGAGCUUGGCUGGUUGGUAGGAUAGCC